Bufo gargarizans (Asiatic toad) is the source of this 1945-nucleotide messenger RNA. Its product is annotated as G protein-activated inward rectifier potassium channel 4-like. Gene Ontology annotation, cellular component: plasma membrane. The transcript has a single exon. The record is from RefSeq and is a predicted model, not a curated record. Lineage: Eukaryota; Metazoa; Chordata; Amphibia; Anura; Bufonidae. Gene Ontology annotation, molecular function: inward rectifier potassium channel activity. Gene Ontology annotation, biological process: regulation of monoatomic ion transmembrane transport; potassium ion import across plasma membrane. The coding region runs from base 638 to 1021 and encodes 127 amino acids.
GUAUUAUCUGUAACUUUGCCAAGACUGAUCCGUCAUGAACUCCAUUGAAAGUCAACGGGGGACGGAUCCGUUUUCUAUUGUGUCAGAAAACGGAUCCACCACCAUUGACUUACAUUGUGUGUCGGGACGUCUUGCUCUAGACCACAUUGAGGACAGAAAAACGACGCUUGCAGCGUUAUUCUGUCCGCAAUGGGGACGCAACCAAAUGGAAGGAAUUCGGGUGCAUCCCGCUUAGUUCAUUUUUGUCCCCAUUGAUAACGAAUAGGGACAGGAUCUCAAUAGCGGAAAGGGAAAGCGCAGAUGUGAAAGUAGCCCAAGUCAUUAAUAUUUAAGUCCUAGAUCCCCGAGAUUCAGGUUUCAAUGGCGAUACAAGGGUCCGUGUCUUGCAAUCACAUUACAGUCUCAUGGAAACUGCAUUUUGUUUAAAGGGGUUGUGUCCAGGAUUAGAAAAACAUGGCUACUUUCUUUCAAAAACAGCCCCACCCGUCCACCGGCCAAGUUGUAAUCCAGGACAACCUAUGCACAGGGGUGGGGCAGUUUUAUUUAAUCCUGUACAACCUUCUUUAAAAUAUACAGGGUCCCUGAAUGUCACCGACCCCGCGUGCCACACUAAUCCGUUUCCUCCCCCAUCACAGGGAUGACCUGCCAGGCGAAAAGCUCCUACUUGGAAAACGAGAUCAUCUGGGGCCAUCGCUUUGAGCCCUGUAUAACCCUGGAGAAAGGCGCUUUCCGGGUGGACUACAAACGCUUCCACAAAACCUUCGAGGUUCAGCUUCCCCGCUGCAGCGCAAAGGAGAUGGAGGAGAUGAGGGAGCUCGAGGGCUCGGAGUUCAGCUUCUACUGGGAAAACGGCGACUUCCUAACCGGCCGCAGGCACACAAUGACGGACAAAGGCAACAAUGAGGAGGAGGAAGAAGAGAGGACUCAGGGGGAAAGGUACUCAGAUCGCAGCGGGAGACCCAUUGGAAACAUUGCUGAAGAGCGCAGCUUGGACUUCAAUGGCAGCGACUACAACCUGUAACACGCCCCCGCUUUAUAUAGGAUGAAUGCAUCGCUUUUGUCUUUCUUCUAGAAUUAGUGCACCGGCCCCGAUAUAAACGGAAACGCGCAGGCGGGUUCACUAAUCUGCAACAGAAGCGCCUUAGGUCAUGACUAUGGAGUGCAAUGUACACGAUACAACUAGUACCUACUUUACUAGCACCAAUGAAUCCAACACAGAAAAAUAAAGAAUAUUUCCCAUUUCUAACUGAUGCCCUAUUCAUAUCCGUAUGGCUGUCAGCGACAAAAUGGCAGGUGAGGCCUACACGCGGCGUGAACGUGGAAGAGAACCAGCGUAGUUACAAACACAUGGAUAUUGAAAUGUAACAAAUCCUACUGUUUGAAAUGUCCUCACUUUACGGGUGUGGGUCUAGUAACCCAGAAGAGCGCUUGAGUAGUCAUUCCCCGUUAAAGCAGUCAUCUGAUCUCAGACAAUGGGGGCAUAUCGCCAGAAUAUGCUUCCAUUGUCUUAUAGGUGUAGGGCCCACAUCUAUAACAGAGAAUGGAGCCCCGCAAAGUGGUGGCUGGAGGACUCCGGUUCGGCCUCCACCAAGCGCUCUCCCACAUAGCAGCGAAUAAGAGCGCACGGCGCAUGACCAGCCACCGCGUCCAUUUACUUCUACGAGCCAGCACAGAUAUUUUUCGCUGGCCCCAUAGAAAUGGAUGGAGGGCAGCUGCACGUGCGCAGUGCACUCUCCGCCACUUUCAGGACUCAGUUCUCAAUAUAGGUGCAGGUCCUAGCGAUAUACCCCCAUUUUUCUGAGAUAGGACAACCCCUUUAACGUGAACAGACAUGAGAAUGACGGUAUCAGGUAGGUGAUGAGCAUUUUCCCACAGACCGGCACCGCAGCUCCUGCGCCCUCACAUAAUACAUUUACAUUGUUCUCCAGCCCCUUUAAGAACUAAU